Messenger RNA from Hyla sarda, 1428 nucleotides. RefSeq names its product G protein-coupled receptor 87 (gene GPR87). The transcript has 4 exons. The record is from RefSeq and is a predicted model, not a curated record. NCBI's taxonomy places the organism in Eukaryota, Metazoa, Chordata, Amphibia, Anura, Hylidae. The coding region runs from base 265 to 1374 and encodes 369 amino acids. Gene Ontology annotation, biological process: G protein-coupled receptor signaling pathway; negative regulation of adenylate cyclase activity. Gene Ontology annotation, cellular component: membrane. Gene Ontology annotation, molecular function: G protein-coupled purinergic nucleotide receptor activity.
CCAGUAGAAGCAGUGGUAAACUGCAAAACGGACAUAGUCCAGUUCAUUCCGCUCCCUCAUUUUAUGGUCUGAUGUCCUUGAAUUGAAAUAAAGAAGCUGGAAUAUUUACUACAGUAGAUGUUAAGGAUCUGGCUCUUUUAAUCAUUUGCCGUCAACAAUCAUUAUGGGCUUGGAUACAAGUUCGGAGAUAUCUCUACAAACUUCUCCCAGCAUGAAGCAAUCUAACAUGUGCUCCCCAGAACAAGAACCAACCGAAGGCAGAUAAUGUUAUCAAGAGGAUUAAAUGCUUCUGGUGAAUCCUGGAAUAUAACAAAUAUGGAUGUAAACCUGCAUCUUAGCUCACCAGAAUACAUAAGGGAUGACUUUCACAAUAACAUCACAAGUCAUGGAGGAAACUCUACUACUCUCUCAGAACUAUUAAGGAUUAUUUUUCCUGUGGUGUAUCUAAUCAUUUUCCUUGGGAGUGUCAUGCUCAAUGGCCUUGCAGUUUGGAUUUUCUUCCAGAUCAGAAGCAAAACAAGUUUUAUUGUGUAUCUGAAGAACAUUAUGGGUGCUGACCUCCUGAUGACAGCCUCCUUCCCAUUUAAAAUCAUACAGACUUCUGGGAUCGCACAAUGGAAUUUUAACUUCUACAUCUGUCGAUACACCAGUGUACUGUUCUAUACCAGCAUGUACAUUUGUAUUGUAUUUCUUGGACUGAUCAGCAUUGAUAGAUAUCUAAAAGUGGUGAAACCUUUUGGAAGUUCCAGAAUGUACAGCAUUAAGUUCACAAAGAUGGUGUCUACGAGUGUUUGGCUACUCAUGUCUGCACUUGCCUUGCCGAGUGUCAUUCUGACAAAUGGUGAACCAACUAGAGACAACAUCAAUGACUGUAUAAAACUCAAGAGCCCUUUGGGGGUUCAAUGGCAUACAGCUAUUACUUAUAUGGAGAUGUUCAUAUUUUUUACUGUGAUGAUUGUGCUUAUUGCAUGUUACAUUUCAAUAUCCCGACAUAUACAGAAAUCUAGCAAACCCUUUGUCAGUUGUUCCAGUAGGACGAGAAGACAUAACCAAAGCAUACGUGUUGUAGUGGCUGUUUUCUUCACCUGUUUUUUGCCCUAUCAUCUGUGUAUGUUGCCUUUCUUAUUCAGCCGUAUAGACGCACUCCUGGAUAAACAUAUGUAUACCAUUCUGCUCUACUGUAAGGAGGGUACUCUAAUUCUUGCUGCCAGCAAUGUGUGUUUAGAUCCUAUCAUCUAUUUCUUUAUGUGCAGAUCCUUCUCUCACAGGCUUUUUAACAGGUCCAGUAUUAGGUCUAGGAGUGAAAGUAUUAGAUCGCUACAAAGUGUAAAGAAAUCUGAAGUGCGGAUAUACUGUGAAUAUACAGAAGUAUGAGAAUGAUAUAUUCAGAUUACUGCAGUGUCAUAUGUAAAUAUUAUUAAUAAAAUA